Schistosoma guineensis is the source of this 531-nucleotide messenger RNA. The record is from the annotation of a GenBank genome assembly. NCBI's taxonomy places the organism in Eukaryota, Metazoa, Platyhelminthes, Trematoda, Strigeidida, Schistosomatidae.
AUGGAUCCAUUUUUACAUGCAUUUUUUGCAGUUGAUCUUGAUCAUGAUGAAAAAAUCAGUAUGAAGGAUUUAAAGAAUUAUGUUGAAACAUACAAUCUAGACGAGAAAAUGAUUGAAAGCUGGAGAAAAUUAUUUGAUCCAAAUCGUACUGGCUAUAUAACACUAGCAAAGUUUUGCGAUGUACUAGGAGUAAAAAUGGAAGAAGCUCGAAAGGUUAGAGAAGAAAUUAAAAGACGUUCAACCAAUAUACUUCCAUCUGAUGUCUAUGUUAUUGCCCAACAAAUGAGUAUCACCGAUCAGAUACAAAUAAGUGAUCAAGCUAGACGUUUAUUAUUUCCACCUAAUGAACUUGAUAAUAAAGAAAUUGCUCAUAGUUUGAAAUUAUGGCUACAUAAAGUAUAUGGUCCAAUAUGGCAUGUUGUGGUAAUACGUGGAGAUUAUGGUGCAUCAUAUACGCAUUCAGAGAAUCGAUCAUUUCAAUUUCGACUACGAAACAAAUGCUUUUUAAUAUGGAAUACACCUGAUCAAUAA